Messenger RNA from Nematostella vectensis (starlet sea anemone), 2234 nucleotides. RefSeq names its product PI-PLC X domain-containing protein 2. Bases 199 to 1188 code for a protein of 329 amino acids. The record is from RefSeq and is a predicted model, not a curated record. Gene Ontology annotation, molecular function: phosphoric diester hydrolase activity. Lineage: Eukaryota; Metazoa; Cnidaria; Anthozoa; Actiniaria; Edwardsiidae. Gene Ontology annotation, biological process: lipid metabolic process. The transcript has a single exon.
CUGAGUCGGGAAAUCGAUACCAAAGCAAAAUAUAAGGUGAUGGUCAUGAGACCAUCACCUCAUGUUGAGAGUUCUUGCCUUUUCUCAUCCCUUACAGAUCCAAUCUAGCGUAGUAUAGCCAACAAUACGUUGUAGUUGGCUUUCGUACCGUUUCAGUGUUAGAUUGUUUGUGAGGUGUUAGAUAGGGUUUGAUUCAAGAUGGCCAGCUUCGAUGGUGAAUCGUGGAUGGAGAAACUACCAAAACACAAGCAAAUGAGUCCACUUCAAGAGCUUGUGAUUCCCGGAACACACGACUCCUGUUCAUUUUCAGUCUCCGUCGACAACGAUCUUAGUCCAUCUGAACCGAAAUGGAUGAAAUUACUGGUCAAAAUAUUUGGUAAACUGGCAAAAUGGGUCAUUUAUAGAUGGUCAAAAACUCAAGAAUUGGAUCUUGGGCAACAACUUAUCCGUGGUUGUCGGUAUAUUGAUAUGCGCGUCGCUCUAAAUCCCACUAAUGGGGACUUUCAAACAGUUCAUGGCCUCUAUGGUGGACGGAUAAGAAACCUCCUCCAGCCUGUCAAAGCAUUUGUUACUGAUCACCCAAAGGAAGUUGUGAUUUUAGAUUUCAAUCAUUUCUAUAAUAUGGAUGCUAGUGCCCACCAAAAAUUAUCAGGGGUAAUCAAAGGUCUAUUUGGAGACAGACUUCUUCCUCCUGGAAAAAUUGGAGUCCAAAUGACAUUGAACGAUGCCUGGGACAUGGGGAAGAAUGUCAUUGUCACAUAUGACUACUCUGAUGUCAUUGAAGACAACCCUGAGUUCUGGUCGGGCUCAGACAUUUAUUCCCCUUGGGCCAAUACUUCAAAACUUGCAACAUUAAUCAACUUCCUGAACACUGAAACCGAAAGCCACAGCCUUCCAAAAGGUUCUUUCCACAUUGCACAAGGUCUUCUUUCACCAAACACCAAAGUGUUACUGGCUCAUCUUACUAGUAGUCUAAAGGCGACUCUUGCUUUGAAGGCGACUCAAGGUAUCACAAGCUGGCUCAAGAGUGUGGCUUUGAGCAAUGCUCACACUUUUAACAUCAUCAUAGCAGAUUUUGUGGAUUAUGAUGAGUUUGCAGAAACGGUUGUUGGUAUGAAUGCUGUGCAGGAUGCAGUGAAGGUCCACUAUUCAAUUGCAAUUUGUGAACAGAUAAAUAAAGUUAUUUGAGGUUUAUCAAAUUUAAACCAAAUGCAACAGUUAGUACAUGUACUGACAUGAGACCUUUUCCCAGCUGUAUAAAUCAACACAAGGUUGAAAAGGUAUGUUAAACAUCUCUGUGAAACAGUGUAGUUGCACUGAUGUUUCAGUGCAGAGCCAUUUUUAUGCUCCGACAAAGGGCUAAUGCUUGAAAUGUCAGCGCAGCUACUCUGUUUCACAGAGGCGUUUAACAUACCUUUUCAGCCUUGUUUUGAUUCAUACCUUGUCUACACCACGCCUUCAAAGACCAUCUAGUUUUUCUACAGCUAGCCUGUAGUCUUUCUAGUUAUACCACUGUUCACAGCAGAUAGGUUUCUGUUCUUUAUUCUUCUUUUUAUUUUUUUAUUUCUUUUUGACUUCCGGUCAGAAACAUAAAGAACUUAUCUACACCAGAGCUUUAACUGAAAUCUGGCAGGUAGAUUUGAUACAAAACUGUGAGACUAGACUAAACAGGGGGAAUCUAGGCUUAACAGUGGUUGUCAGUUAAAUGUGGAUUCACAGGAGUGUGUAGUGUGGUGCUGAGCAAUAUGGAGAUUCAGCUGAAAUAAUCCCAGGGACAUAAUAAUGGAUUUCUUCAGGCUGUGACUCACAAAAGAAAUCAUCUCAAAACAACUACUAAAUAAUACGAAGGUAGUUUGCAAGCAUUUGAAGAACAGAUUAUUACCAUUAUUACAACAAUAUCCCUGAAACAAAGGUCUAGCUGGAUCCCUAUAUCACUCCACUCGUCACUACGCACUCCUGAGACUCUGCACUUUUCCGGCAGCCCUAAACAGAGCAGGCGGGCAGGUAUGAUGUAGUAUGAACAGUUUUAUUGCAAUAAUUCAACCACAGAAUCAAUAGUUAACAUUUAUUAUGCAGUUUAAAAGAGAAAACUAGUAAUGAAAAGCUAUAAAGAGUAUGACUUUUUCAUUUUAUUGAAAUCCCUAUGACAUGUCUUAGAUGUUCUUGUGAUAAAUCUUGAGUGUAUAAGGUUAAUAUCAUUGGUUGGGCAGCAGGAAUAAAAAGUAUUAUGGGUA